AUGACUAAUAAAAGCAAAACACCGUGGUGGUCAUACAUAUGGGACUACGACCCAGGGAGGUCACAGGAGGAGCGCCGUUUUAUCCGGAAACUCGACAUUUAUCUUAUUACCAUGCUAUCAUUCGGGUAUUUCAUCAAGAACUUAGACCAGACAAACAUCAGUAAUGCGUUCGUCAGUGGAAUGAAGGAAGACCUGGCGAUGAAUGGGAACCAGAUCAAUCUGAUUGAUACAGCAUGGACUGUUGGCUAUGUCGUAGGACAAAUUCCCUCUCAGAUCGUUCUUACAAAGGUUCGCCCGUCGAUAUGGGUACCAUCCUGUGAACUACUGUGGACGGUGUUGACCUUCUCGCUGGCGGCCGCUAAAACAUCGAACCACGUCAUUGUGAUUCGCUUCUUUGUGGGGUUGGCCGAGUCAAUAUUCUAUCCUGCUGCACACACGAUACUUGGAAGCUGGUAUAAGCCAAGUGAGCUAGGCAAGAGGGCGUGCAUUUUUCAUGCCUCGUCUGCGGCAGCAAGUAUGUUUAGUGGAUAUCUCCAAGCCGGUGUCUACAAAGGACUAAAUGGCGUUAACGGGCUCCCGGGUUGGAAGUGGCUGUUCAUUAUGGACGGCAUUGUCAGUCUGCCUAUCUGCAUUGCUGGGUACUUCUUACUUCCCGAUCUACCCGAGAACACAAGGGCGUUCUACCUAAAUGAGAAUGAUCGUGAUAUGGCCCGAAAGCGAAUGGCUUCUGUCGGCCGUGCCCCGCGCGCGAAACUUGGAAGAUCGGCCUUCAAGCGUAUCUUUGGGCGAUGGCAUAUCUAUCUGCUCUCCAUCCUGUACAUCAUCUUUAUCAAUCUCGGACCGUCAUCGAGCGUCAACCCAAUGUCACUGUGGCUCAAGGCAACGGGCCACUCGGUCACGCAGAUUAACAUCAUCCCCACGGCAGCCAGCGCCAUUCAGCUGGUCCUUACUGUCUCGUUCGCCAUAAUCUCUGAUGCCAUUCAACAUCGAGCGCGGAUCAUGUCAAUAUCCACGUUCUUAGGAGGGUUCGCAGCACUUGUCCUCGCCAUAUGGUACGUUCCAGAUGGUCUCAAGUGGUUUGCCUUCCUCCUGCAGAAGGCAUCUGUGCCGUACGGGCCGCUGAGCAUGAGCUGGGCGAACGAGAUCUGUGGCGCUGACGCGGAGGAGCGCGCCGUGGUUAUCGGCGUCAUGAACUCGCUCGGCUAUGCUUUCAACGCAUGGGUCCCACUGUUCACGUACCCUCAGGUGGACUCGCCAACGUUUCGCAAGGGGUUCAUCUUCACGACAGUCGCAUUUGGGGCACAGGCGCUUAUCACAGCCACGGUGGCUUUCAUGUACAAGCGCGAUCAGCGGAGAAACAAGAUAGAGACGACAAGAGAUGAGGAAGGAGUUGUUGUUAUCCGGCCAUCUGCCGAGGGAGCCGUGGCGCUUUAG
Molecule: messenger RNA, 1434 nt
Organism: Truncatella angustata
Lineage: Eukaryota; Fungi; Ascomycota; Sordariomycetes; Amphisphaeriales; Sporocadaceae
Product: major facilitator superfamily transporter
Exons: 4
Coding region: 1-1434 (477 amino acids)
Biological process (GO): transmembrane transport
Cellular component (GO): membrane
Molecular function (GO): transmembrane transporter activity
Source: RefSeq, a predicted model, not a curated record